Merops nubicus (carmine bee-eater) is the source of this 797-nucleotide messenger RNA. RefSeq names its product ADP-ribosylation factor-like 6 interacting protein 4 (gene ARL6IP4). NCBI's taxonomy places the organism in Eukaryota, Metazoa, Chordata, Aves, Coraciiformes, Meropidae. Bases 7 to 759 code for a protein of 250 amino acids. The record is from RefSeq and is a predicted model, not a curated record. The transcript has 5 exons.
GGCACGAUGGCCCACAGCCAGUCUCGGAAGAGAUCACGCAGCAGGAGCAAGAGCAAUUCUCGGGGCAGGCAGGAGAGGAAGGAGAAGAGGAGGAGGAAGAGCAGCAAGGACUCGCGGCAGACCGCCGGGUCUCAGGAGCACAGGUCGAGCUCGGCGGCAGCUGGGGAAGGGAAAAAGAAGGAAAGAAAGGACAAAAAGAAGAGGAAGGCAAGUACCUCUUCCUCUGAGACAGCGUCGUCAUCCACAAGCUCCUCCUCGUCUUCCUCUUCUUCCAGCUCCUCUUCUGAUGACUCUAGUGACAGUGACUCCAAAACAAAGAAGAGUCGACACGGCAAAAAAAAGCAAGUGAAACAGAAAGACAAGAAAAAGAAGAAGAAGAAGAAGAAGAGAAUGAAGAAGAAAUCAAAAAAGAAGUCAAAGGAAGGGACUAAGGAGGAGAAAGCCCAGGGCGAAGCGGUGCCCGGCCCCUCGCUGGAGCAGUGGCAGAAGGAGUCGCUGGCAGACUCUGGACCAGUCUUGACAGACGAACAAAAAUCCCGAAUCCAGGCCAUGAAGCCGAUGACAAAGGAGGAAUGGGACGCGAGGCAGAGCGUCAUAAGGAGAGUCGUGGAUCCCGACACGGGGAGAACCAGGCUUAUUAAGGGAGAUGGAGAAGUGCUAGAAGAAAUUGUCACCAAGGAGAGACACAAGGAGAUCAACAAGCAAGCCACGCGGGGGGACGGGCUGGCCUUCCAGGUGAGGACGGGGAUGCUGCAGUGAGCACCAGCCAUGCUGGGAGCCUCUGGACCCUGCGGACA